Molecule: messenger RNA, 390 nt
Organism: Protopolystoma xenopodis
Lineage: Eukaryota; Metazoa; Platyhelminthes; Monogenea; Polystomatidea; Polystomatidae
Source: the annotation of a GenBank genome assembly
AUGCCGGCGAUACCUCUGGGAAUGUACCAAGCCACUGAUCCGAUGCUUGAAAUCGUGGAUAGUAUAACAGAGGAUGCAAGGCUAGGUAAGUUCCAUAAGGAUGAAGCCGGUGUUAUAACGGAUAUGGUAUCCUUCUAUACGUUGCCCAGUACUGUAAUGAAUCAAAAGACCUAUACUCAGCUGAAGGCGGCCUAUUCGUUCUACAACGUCUGCACUGCAACUCCAUUUACAACUUUGAUGCGCGACUGCCUUAUUAGCGCCAGAGAUGUGAGCAAUAUUGCCUUUACUGCUGCUUCCUAUUACAUUACUCUUGCGUACUACAUACUCUUUGUGGUAAUUCUAUGUUCAAGCUAUCUAGAAUUUCACGUCAGAACUCUGAUGAUUUUCUAG